AUGUCUUCUCCCCCCCAAACAUCAAAGUUGGAAGAGAGCGAUAAGGCCUCGACUAUCGUUCCACCGGUUUCUGGAGAUAAUGGCAAUACCCGGUUCUCAGAGAAGGGCUCGAUUCCUAGUUCAUCAUCAGAGAACCUACAGUCUGACCAGACUAUCGCCGAGGAUCAGAACAUAUCUACGGUCAUAACCUCGAAUGGCAGUGCUGAUGUUGAGAAGGCAAUUCCAGAAGCCCCUGUCGCAACAAAAAGGGUCCCGGAAGGGUACAAGGAGUAUAAUGACCCAAAUAUCGUUUACUGGGAUGGCCCAGACGACCCUGCACAUCCACAGAAUUGGUCACCGAUCAAAAAGGUCGUCAUAGUUAGCUGCGUCGGCCUCAUUACACUGCUAACUCCUCUUGGUUCUUCUAUGUUUGCACCCGGAGUCGGUGAAGUGAUGAAGGAAUUCAACAGUACAAACCCGGAGCUUGCAUCUUUCGUCGUAUCGGUUUACCUCCUAGGGUUCUCCUUUGGACCUUUGAUCGUUGCACCCCUUUCGGAAAUGUACGGCCGUGCCCCUUUAUACACCAUCUGCAACGUUCUCUUCGUCAUAUUCAACAUUGCUUGCGCCGUCGCCAACUCCCUCGAAUCACUAAUUGUCUUCCGUUUCCUUGCGGGCACUGCGGGCAGUGCUCCCUUGACUAUCGGUGCUGGCACCAUCUCCGAUAUGAUUCGGCAAGAGAAACGAGGCGGUGCUCUUGCUGCAUGGGCUCUUGGUCCACUGCUUGGUCCAGUUAUUGGACCUAUUGCUGGUGCUUUCUUAACUCAAGCGUUGGGGUGGAGAUGGACUUUCUGGGUCCUAUCCAUUGCGUCUGGUGCUGUUGCUCUCAACACGUUCAUCUGGCUCAAUGAGUCCUACCACCCAGCCAUCCUGGCCCGCAAGACUAAACGGCUUAUCCAGGAAACUGGAAACACCAACCUUAGAUCUGCUCUAGACUCCGGACAGAAGCCAAAGGACCUCUUCUUUCAAUCCAUUGUCCGCCCAACGAAGAUGUUAUUCCUUUCGCCCAUUGUUUUCCUUCUAUCUCUCUAUGCCGCCGUUGUGUACGGGUAUCUCUAUCUGUUAUUCACAACCAUCUCCGGAGUCUUUAUCGGAAAAUACCAUUUCUCUCAGGGUACUGUUGGCCUUUCAUUCCUCGGCAUUGGAAUUGGUUGUCUCCUCGGGUUGGGCGUCCUAGGCAUGACAUCCGAUCGUCUGCUCAAGUCCCUAGCUGCUCGGAACGGCGGCGUCAUGAAACCUGAAUAUCGUCUCCCACCACUUAUUCCAGGUAGUCUCUUUGUCCCUAUAGGCCUCUUCUGGUAUGGGUGGUCUUCGGAAAAGGGUGUUCAUUAUGUCAUUCCUAUCAUCGGAACGGCAUUUGUCGGCAUUGGCAUGAUAUUUACUUUUAUGACUAUAUCUACCUAUCUGGUUGACGCGUAUACCCGCCAUUCUGCAAGUGCACUGGCUGCCAACUCUGUACUACGCUCAAUAGUCGGUGCUGUCCUACCCCUCUGUGGCCAAAGGAUGUAUAAAUCCCUCGGCUUAGGAUGGGGUAAUUCCCUUCUUGCGUUUAUCGCCCUGGCCCUGGCGCCGCUUCCGAUCGUCUUCUACGUAUAUGGAGAACGUAUACGCACCAGCAAGCGCUUUGCUGUUAUUCUCUAG
Molecule: messenger RNA, 1677 nt
Organism: Trichophyton rubrum CBS 118892
Lineage: Eukaryota; Fungi; Ascomycota; Eurotiomycetes; Onygenales; Arthrodermataceae
Exons: 6
Coding region: 1-1677 (558 amino acids)
Biological process (GO): transmembrane transport
Molecular function (GO): transmembrane transporter activity
Source: RefSeq, a predicted model, not a curated record